AUGAUUUAAAAGAAAUCUCCAAAGUUUAUUACUAAACUCUAUAAUAUUUUGGAAGUAACUAUUAAUCUUUAUUUAGAAUCAAAACACUGAUGUAAUCCAUUGGAAUGAAGAUGGAGAUGCUUUCUAAAUUAAUGAUAUUGAUAAAUUAGUAAAAACAGUCUUAAGUGUUCAUUACAAACAAUCUAGCUUUCUUAGUUUCUCCAGGUAUCUCCUCUUAUUAUUUAAAUCAGAUAAUUAAAUCAAUAUGGAUUCUAAAAAUAAAGGGUCGGAAAAAAUAUAUAUGUUUUUAAACAUCCUUAUUUUCGAAAAACCUAAAAGUAACUAUAAUAUAUUAUAGUAGGGAAGAUAUUAUCAAUAUUGUUAGCUCUCAUAAAAUUAAAUCUUUCAAAAUUUAACAAUUAGAACAUGAAGAUGAUAAUCUUGUUAACAUUAAUGAAUAAAAUUCCUUAGCAACCACUAUAAAAAAAUUAUAAAACUAAUAAAAGAUGAUUUGCCAAUAAUUUUCAGAAUAAAUUGAAUUAUAAUCUCAAAUUAAAUAGAUCAUUAUAUUUCUUAAAAAAGUAAUAAAUAUAAAAUAAAUUAGAGAAUUUAUGAAUGCGAUCAAACUAUUGAUAAUUAUUGUUUUAUUGCAUAGUUACAUCUAGUCAAAGCAAUGAAUUUAAUCCCCAACGAUGAAGAACACUAAUAAGAAAUAGAAUUUAUCAAAUAAAUAUUAGAAUAAUUUUCCAAUAUUUAUAUGGAAUAUAAUGAUUAAAAUCCAAUAAGUUAAAGAAGCUAUAAUCUUUCAGUUAGAUCUCGUACACCUAUACCAUUUUAUCAAUAUGAAUAACAAAAUUAAAAAUCAACAGGGCUUAUUGAUUAAAAAAAUACGUAAUUAAAAUAAAAUAUAGCAAAUUAUUUAAUAUGGCUAUAACAAUGGUAUCAAGAAGCAUUAUAACUAUAUGGAAAUUUGAAAUGA
Messenger RNA from Paramecium sonneborni, 958 nucleotides. The record is from the annotation of a GenBank genome assembly. Lineage: Eukaryota; Ciliophora; Oligohymenophorea; Peniculida; Parameciidae.